Messenger RNA from Rotaria sordida, 1515 nucleotides. Lineage: Eukaryota; Metazoa; Rotifera; Eurotatoria; Philodinida; Philodinidae. The record is from the annotation of a GenBank genome assembly.
AUGGAAUAUUCAUGUGUUCAAUUGACUGAUUUACCAGAUGAAAUUCUUAUAACUAUCUUUAAAAAAUUGGCUAAUAUAGAAGUACUUUAUUCUAUAGUAGGUGUCAAUAAACGGUUAAACAAAAUUGCAUAUGAUUUUGUUUUUACAAAUAACUUGGCUCUUCUGAUGUCGACAUCAGAUGGUUUUGUUUAUUCAUUACAUGAUCCAAUACUUGAUCGAUUUUGUUUACAUAUUUUACCUGAAAUUCAUCAAAAAAUCAAAUGGCUUGAGCUUGAAUCACAAUCAAUGGAACAUAUUCUUCUUGCUACAAAUUAUCCUAAUCUAUGUGGAAUCAGUUUAUAUAAUAUAGAACCAGAAAAAGCUAUAGAUCUAUUUACUGAAGUACUUGAUCUGUGCCUUAUUGUUGAAGGAAGAAAAAUAUUUGUUGAUGGUAAUGAUUUGAAGAUGAAUAUUAUUAAUCAUAUGCCACGAUUAAACAAAUUCAUAUUUAAUAUUCGUUCAUGGAAUUGUUUUUAUAAUGAAAUUAAUUUUCCAUCAAAUGAAAAUAUUCAAAAUACAUUCAAAGAUUUUAAAGAUAAACAAAUUAUCUGUUGUACUGAUUAUUUUCCAAAAGAAAAAAAAAGUCAAUGUCAUAUUUAUUCAUAUCCAUAUAAAGUAAAACAUUAUGAUAAUAUAACAAAUAAUUUUCCAGGUGGAACGUUCAAAUAUGUUCGUAAAGUAUCAUUAUUUGAUGAACAUCCUUUUGAACAUGAAUUUUUUCUUCAAAUUGCUCAAUCAUUUCCAUUGAUGAAAUACUUAAGUAUAACUAAUCAAAAACGACAAAUUAAUAAUCAAUUUAAAAAAUCAAUGAAUUUAUCAAUCAUUAAAUAUCCUCAUCUUAAAUAUCUUUGUCUUGUUGAUACUUGCAUAGAUUAUCAUGAACAAUUCUUACUCGAUAUCAAAACAUGUUUACCACUUGAUGUUAGUGCUCGUAUGGAUUAUAAAUUAGUGAAAAAAGUGACGCGGAAUUUUAGAAGAAAUACAACACGAAGUAAUUGUGCAAAACUGAAUUACGUAUAUUUACAUCGAAAAUUAGAACGUCCUGGACAUUCAGACAAUUUUUUUCCUAGAAGACCACAACUUCCUGAAUAUGUAAAAGACUACUUUCCUCAUGCGGAAAUAAACUGAUUAUUAGCAAUUUAUUAUUUAAAUGAAACAUGAAUAAAAGUAAAUUGAUUUAUAUAGAAUUAUAGUGUUGAAAUGGAAAGAUGGGAAGGACAGAGAAGAAUGGUAGUUGAAAACAGAUAUUGAAGGACAUAUUGUUACAAAUGAAAAUGUUCUAUCUGCUUGUGCUUCAUACACUUCAGAAAAAAAAACGUAUUAUAUUGAUUGUUAUUUGUUUUUUAAAAAAAAAAAUUCUUGCAAAAAUAAUGGUUAUGCUGUUAAUAUUAUAUUAAAGUCCUUUUAUAUUUAUGUUUCAUGUUUGAUCAAAUAAAUAAAGUAUAUAUAAUAAUAUCAAGAGAACAAUUAAAGUUG